UUUCCCUUCCAGCUACGUGUUGACAUCGUACCCAAAACCUCGGAAAAUUUCCGCGCCCUGUGUACAGGCGAAAAAGGCUACGGCUAUAAAGGUUCCACCUUUCAUCGUGUUAUACCGAAUUUUAUGUGUCAAGGUGGGGAUUUUACAGCGCACAAUGGUACCGGUGGCAAAUCGAUUUAUGGCGCCAAAUUUGAUGAUGAAAAUUUCGUAUUGAAACAUACGGAGGCCGGUACAUUAUCGAUGGCAAAUUCUGGACCCAAUACAAAUGGUUCACAAUUUUUUGUGACAACUGUAAAAACUACAUGGCUGGAUAAUCGUCAUGUAGUAUUCGGGCGUGUCGUUGAGGGCUUGGAGAUUGUCAAGAAAAUCGAAUCGAUGGGUAGUCAAUCGGGUAAAACCUCCAAGACAAUUGUCAUAAGUGAUUGUGGUCAACUUUAAG
Messenger RNA from Musca vetustissima, 439 nucleotides. RefSeq names its product peptidyl-prolyl cis-trans isomerase-like. NCBI's taxonomy places the organism in Eukaryota, Metazoa, Arthropoda, Insecta, Diptera, Muscidae. The annotation marks the transcript as partial. Gene Ontology annotation, molecular function: peptidyl-prolyl cis-trans isomerase activity. Gene Ontology annotation, biological process: protein peptidyl-prolyl isomerization; protein folding. The record is from RefSeq and is a predicted model, not a curated record. The transcript has a single exon.